Messenger RNA from Stylonychia lemnae, 8442 nucleotides. NCBI's taxonomy places the organism in Eukaryota, Ciliophora, Spirotrichea, Sporadotrichida, Oxytrichidae. The record is from the annotation of a GenBank genome assembly.
AUGAUCCAAAACAUUACUUACAAAAAUAUUUACUCUAAUACUGGAGGUCUUAUAAAUAUAAAAGGAGAUUCAAAUGUAACUAUGACAGGUAUGAUUGCAGAGCAAUGCAUUUCGAGAGGGAAUGGAACUAUGAUAUAUGCAUCUGACCAAGAUGGUAAAAUAAUACUGCAAUUGAAUGGAGUUAUAAACAUUACUACAGUAAAAUCUUAAACUGGAUUUGGAGGAGUGUUCUAUGUUAAUGGAUAAAAUAUUUAUCUAUCGAGUAAUGCUUUAAUAUCGGCUUAAAAUCUUUCAGCUUAGGAUGGUAGCUUUAUUUACUCAGAAAACUCCUAAUUCAUAGAAGUUAGAAACGCUUUAAUUCAAAAUAUUACCAAUGGAUAGGUAUUUUUCUCUAAAGGAUAAGGUGCUAUUUUACUCUCAAAUAAUACUUUUGAGUGUAUGAGCAAAAAAUUUGAAGAUAAAUAUGUUUAGCUUGCUUAUAUGCAAACAAAUCCUGUAAUUUCCAAUUUCUUCUAGCCAACUCAAAAGUCUCCAUUAAUCAUUAUAAAUUCUAGGAAUGUCAUGUCUAGUGGGAAUAAAAUAAGGUAGUGCUAUUAGUCAUCUAAAGGAGGAGCUAUCUAUCUUGAAAAUACUACUUUUAAUGAUUCUAUGGGAUCUAAUUUUAGUUUUAAUUCUGCACUCGAAGGAGGAGUGAUAUAUUGCAAAUAUUGCAAAUUGUAAUUAAAUGAGACAAUAUUCUAGAGUAAUUUUGCUAACUUAGGAGGGUCAAUAUAUCUUUACCAGAUCUCUUAGCUGAUAGCCUACAGGAUUUAAGUUAGAAAUUCUACUGCUUACUAACUAGGUGGCUUCAUUUAUUAAAACUCUACUGAUACUAGUAUUUAAAAGAUCCUAACUGAUGAUGACUAUGACAAGGAUAGUAAUAGCAUUAAUUUCACAUAUUCUUACCCUUUCAUUAGAAUUCUUGAUAGAUCUAAUAUAAGAUAUACAUACGCACUCUAGCAGGGAGGGUCUUAUUAUAUUCAAGCUAAUAACUCCGAGUUUUAUAUAGAGGGAAUGGUUAAUUAAAGUGAUUCCUUGGCUAUAAAUUAUGGAAGCUAGGGAGGAAUUAUUAGAAUAGUUUAGGCAGAUAAGUUAUUCAUCUCAGAUUCAUUUUUCUAUCUUUAUAAUUCAACUAAUGGAAGUGUCGUUGCCUCACAAUGUUCAAGACUAAGUGUUUUUAUAAGAAAUAGCUUUUUCGAUCAGAAUAGAAAAUUCUUUUUCCUUCUUUCUGUAGAUUUGUAUUUUGGAGAUUUUACUACAGGAGCUAUAUCGAUAGAAUUUAGCAGGAAAUUUGUGACCAGAAACAAUACGUAUUAAAAUCAUUUUUUCCCAAGAAACGGAGGUGUAAUUUUUUCUAAUAUGAACUCUUUUUCUGAUUUCAACUCAACUUAUCUGAAUAAUUACGCUGUUCAUGGUGGAGUUUUUAGAUUAAUUAGUGUAAUUAGUGCAAGUGUAAAAAAUGCGACUUUUCGACAUAAUAGGUGCUCCGGAUUUGGAGGAAUUUUCUACUUGGUAAAUGUAACUGAUGAAUUUGAGGUUGAAUAUGCUAACAUCUAUAAUACAUCAGCUAAUGUUGGAGGAGUUAUUGUCUUAAACUAACCAUAUGUUCCAUUCGUAUCACGCAAAAAUUCAUAAAUUAGAAUGAGUAAUACUAAUGUAACUUUAGUUUACGGAUUCAAUGGUGCCUUUGGUUAAUUUGAUGGGUAUAACACUACAAUUAUUAUAGAAAAGUCGUAUUUCAAUAUGACUCUUGGUGGGUAGUUCAAUUCCUUUAAAAUAGACAGAGCAGCAACUUUUAUUAUCAAUGAUCUUACUGUCUAUAAUAUAUUUGCUUCAGUUGAUUCAGGUUUUGUGUAUGCUAGCAAUAUCACUGAAGUUUUAUUGGUUAAUAACAGCAGAAUAAAUUGCAGAGAACCAUAUUUUAGAAGAUUCAAAUAAAAUUCUCCUAGCUUGCCAGGAUCAUCUUCUAAUGUCUUUGAUUGGACAAAAUAGGUAGUCUUAACUAAGAUUAUUACUCUACUUUCAGUUUAAUAAGCCAUUUUCUCUUACAAUAAGAUCAGUGGUUGUGAUCUAUAGAGUACUACCGAUGCUGCAGUUAUCUCAGCUAGAGAAUUUACUUAAACAAUAAUCGAUUUCUCUUCAAUUUAUGAAGAUAUUAACUCCAUUCAAAAUGGAAUACACUAUCUUAAUAAUACCAAAAUAUAUAUGUCAAAUGCUACAUUCACAAAUUUGAGCAUUAAUACGGGAGUAAUUUCUACUAUAUUAACAAAUAUACACAUUAUAAAUUCAACUCUUAAAAAUAGCGUUAUGAAAGAAGGUGGUUUCCUUUAUUAUUAAAAAUUUACUUAUCUACUUUCAAAAACAAGGAUGCAUUCUUCUAUUACUAAUUCAACUUUCCAAAAUAUAACAGUAGCUGAUAGAGGUGGAUUGAUUUUUUCUGAUAAUUAUGCUUUGAGAACUAUCAAGUUGUAAUCACUAGACAUAAGCUAAAUCAGAUCUGGUGGUACGGGAGGAAUAAUUCACUUAGAAUAAUUCAAUGGAACAUUCAAAGCAGGUCAAAGAAAAAAUUAUAGAUAUUUUUAAGCUGUUGAUUUCUACUCAGUUAAAGGAGGAUAAUUCCUUUACAGUUCAACUUCUCCAAAUUUGUUCAUUUUUAACAAUACGCUAAUUUAAUGCUUAGCAGAAGGAGUUUCACCUAUCAAGAGAAAUUUAACAAAUUCAGAUUAAAUUGGAGUAAUCUUUAUAGCAGAUUCAGUAUUUGGGAUUUAAAGCUAAAAUGCAACAAUCACUAGAUGUCUCCUAUCUUAUUAAGGACCUUCAAUAAAUUUAAUAAAUACAACCUACACUGAUUACGGAUCAAUCUUUAAGUACAAUAACGCAAGUUUUGGGUCAGCAAUUAAAUGUAAUGGCUGUAAUAUCACAAUGAAAAACAGCAUAUUUCAAGAUAGCAUUAGCAAUUUCGGAUAAAUUCUUUUAGAUAACCAAAUAAAUGCUUUAUUUGAAAAUAUAACAGCAAAAAAUUGUACUUCUUAAGAUGGUGGAAUAUUUUAUAUUUCUAAAUCAACUCAAACUGAUGGAAAAUAUUCUUAUGUUGUCAUAAAAAAUUCGAAGAACAUAUUUGAUAACAUCGCAAGAAUCAAUGGAGGAUUCAUAUUUGCUGAUAACAUUAAUCUUAAAAUGAGUUUAGAGAACAUCAGAGUAGUUAGAUAAAAAGCAUUAGCUGAGGGAGGCCUACUAAUAGUUAAGAAUGCACAAGAGAUUAAUAUAUCGAAUUCUGUAUUUUAGGAUAUUUUAUCUGCUCAAGGUGCAAUCAUUUCAUCUGAAUCAUCGGCAGUUAUUUUCUCUAUUAAAUCAAGUCAAUUUACUUGUGAUUCUACAUUAACAGAUUCAGAUGCGAUUUCAAAAUUUAACAUAUCAUCUCCAGAGAUUUUAACACAAGGGUACUUUUUUAUGUAAAAUGCGAAAAACAUAACUAUUGACCGAAGUACCUUUAGUAAAUGCACUAAUUCAUUAUAAGGAUUAUUCUAGCUAUAAAAAACAAGUUUAUACGAUUACAGGUCAAUAUUUUAACAGAACUCAGGCGCCUAUGGAAGUAUAUUAAAUAGUCAAGAAAGCCAAAGUACAUUUUAAUUUUCUCAGAUUUCGAACAAUAUGGCUAAUGUUGGAGGAGUAUUUUAUGUGGUCUAAUAUUCAAAUGUCUCACUUUAAAACUGUAAAAUUCAAUAGAAUUAUGCUAAGACAUCAGCUGGUGUUUUGUAUCUAUCAACUCUCUCAAAUAUUUAAAUAAGAGCAUCUGAUAUAUCUUAGAAUAAUGCUCCAGAAAAUUCUGUUCUAGAAAUACUGAAUUCAAAUACAAACUUGAAUGUCACCAUAAUAAAUUCCUUUAUUAAUGAUAAUUUCGCUCUCAGAAAUACAAUUUCAUUGACACAGACUAAUAUUUACAUUGAGAAAACUCAAUUCAAAAAUAAUAUUGCUUUCUAAAGAUCAAAGAAUAUUAUUUGCGCUUUUUCAAAUAUAACUAUCAAAGAUUCUAGCUUCGAGGAUGAUAAAUAGUUCAAUAAUAGUAUGAUGAAUUAAGAGAUAACAGGAGCAUUCAUUUUCUUGAUAUUCGAUGUAGUUAUUGAAAUAUAGAAUACUAAAUUUAAAGGAGGAUCAGCAAAUUUAGGAGGUGCGAUGUACAUAUCUGGUGAUAGUACUGUUAGGAUAUUCCAGUCAGAGUUCUUAGAUAACUACUCAAAAAGAAAAGGAGGUGCUUUAUAUGCCUCAACCUUUAAAAGUAUUUACAUCGGAUAAUCUACUAAUUUCAAGAAUAAUUUAGCAUCAGGCAAUGGAGAUGAUGUGUUCGUGACAAAUAGCUACAAUCUUAUCACUUUUGACAGUGUCAAUAUAGAUAAUCCUUAUGCUUAAUCGUCCAUUUAUAUUCAGCAAGCCCAGAUUUACACUAAUAACUUGGUUAUUCAAAAUAUUAAUAAGAAUUAACUAUCUCAAAAUGGGGCAGGGAUAAAUUGCCAAGAGUGCUAUUCAGUGCUGAUUUAAAAUUCGAUAUUUAAAAAUCUAAAUAGUUCCUCUGGAGGUGCAAUUUACUUGGUUGAAUCAGAAUUUAACAAGGAUAGCAAUAGUAUUAUGAGCAAGCAAAAAUAUCAAAUCAUAAACUCAACCUUUGAAUCCUGUUUUGCCUAAAUAGGGGGUGCCAUUUAUGCUUUAAAUACUGAGUCGCUUAUUAUAUCUGGUUCUAAUUUUCUAUAUAACAGGGCAGAAUAAUUCAAAACCUCUAUUUAUCAGCUUGACUUAGCUGGUUCAGGUGGAGCAAUAUAUAUGACUUGCAAUAGCUAAGAAUUAAAUUGCCUUUUUAAAUUUCAAGGUAAUAACAAGUUUACUAGAAAUUCAGCUAUAAUUAGGGGAGGAGCAAUUUAUUGGGAUGAAUUAGAGCCAGAAUACUUUAUUGAAAAUAUGAUAUUCUCUGAAAAUUAGGCUACUCAAUAUGGAGAUAAUAUUGCUUGUUUUUCUUAAAAGCUAGGAGUUAUUGAUAGAGACUUAUAUAAGAAAUAAAUGUUAAAGUUAGGAUUGGUAUCUUUAGAUGAUUUUGAUUUCAGGCUUUUGAACACAAUAUCCGAUAAUAAUAAUGCUUCAAUUAGUUAUGACUAUUCUCUUAAUUCAUAGAGAAGUGGAGGAGAAGUUCCUGUCUUAUAUAUGGCAUUAAUUGAUAAGUAUGGUCAAAUAGUAGGAUCUGAUUUCAAAAGUAAAGUUAGAAUUCAAAUUCAAACAGAAGGACUUGAUGCAAAUGCAAGUAAAUACAGUCCAAUUAUUGAAGGUAGUACUGAUUUCAUAGCAACUGGAGGAAUUGCUGUGAUUCAAGAUAUAAAUAUAGUAGGCACACCAGGUAGUAGUUAUUAAAUGAUAGUUACCACUGAUGGUAUCGAUUUAAAUAAGAAGGCCAAUAAGGAAUAGCUCGCAAAAACUAAUAAGAAUUAAAUUGACUUAGAUAUUGUUAUAGACCUAAGAGAUUGCUUAAUAGGAGAAUAAUUUACAAAUGCUGGAAAGUGUGUUUAGUGCCAAGAUGGAUAUUCAUUAGCUUAAUAGUAUGAGCCAGGUGUUUGUACUUAGUGUCCUUCACAGAGAGCAGUUUGUCUAGGGGGUGCAAGCAUUGGGCCAUAACCAGGAUACUGGAGAAAAAAUAAUAAAUCUGAAACAUUCAUAACCUGUUUAUAUCAAUAUGCUUGUUUAGGAAUGAUUGCACCAAAUUAUAAUCCGAUUGGAGAGUGCAGUUUUGGGUACUAAGGAAUACUAUGUGCAGACUGUUAGGUUGGCUUCUCUAGAUCUAAUGAUUAUGAAUGUGCCUUAUGUCCUCCAAGAUCACUUAAUAUAUUCAGGCUCUCUGUUAUAUUCAUUGGAUUUUUGUCUCUUAUUGUAUUCAUGGUUAGAUCAACAUUAAAUGGUGCCAGUGACAAAACCAACUCCACAAGCAUAUACACUAAAAUAUUGCUAAAUCACUUCUAGCUAUUAAUGGUUGUUGCUUCAUUUGAUUUUGAGUGGUCAUAGUAGAUUGUUGAGUUUUUCAGUACAACCAAGCAGAUUGCAACCAUUUCGACGCAAAUUUUUAGUUUUGAUUGCUUCCUAGAUGAUAGAAACGAAAAUAAAGGAUAGGAAGUAAAGUAAAAUCAAUCUCAAGCAAUCUGGAAUAAAGCAAUGUCAAGUAUAGUUAUUUUAUUAUUCUUGGCUCAUCCUAGCAUUGUGUAAUAUUCGUUCAGUAAUUUCAAAUGCAAAAACAUUGAAGGAGAUAAUAGAGUAUUAGAAGAUUUAGAAAUCAUUUGUUGGGAACAAGAGCAUCUAUUUUUCACGAAUUUCUUUUCAAUUCCUGCAGUCAUUGUAUGGGGAGCAGGCAUACCUCUGUUCGCCUAUUUAAUUCUUUUAAAAGAUCGAUUUAAGCUUGAAAAUUUAGACGUGAGAUAAAAGUACGGUUUCCUUUACAGAGGUUAUAGGACAAAAUAUUUUUACUGGGAAAUAGUCAUCAUGUAUAGGAAGAUAAUUAUUAUUAUUAUUGCUGUCUUUAAAAAGCCUUUUAUCCAGAAAUCUUUAAACAAUCUAGAAACUCUAUCAUUAAUAACAUCAAUGGUUACUGUAUACUGCGGGGUCUUCUUCAUAAUAAAUAAACCAUAAAAGUGGAUAAAUCAGAAUCCAGAUUAUUCCAAAGGAGCUAUAUCGCUUUCGGUGGGAUUCUAAAGAUUCUUUUUCUCAAUGAUUUUGAUUGCAAAUCUACUCUUUCUCAUCUACUGGGCUAUAAAAUUCCAGUAGGAACUUAGAUCUAAGUUUAGAGAAAAACUAACAAAAAUCUAUCUAGCAGUAUUCUUAUGUUUCAAUAGAGAUAAACUUAAAAAAGAAUUCGAAGAAUAUAAAAUCAAAGAGAUGAAUCUAACAUAUGAAGACAAAUUCUUGAAGUACCUUUAAGUUAUCAAGGAUUUGAGAAAAACUGGCAAAUUUGUCUUAAACAAGAGAGCCAUAGAGAGAAUAAGAAUUUAUUUUGGGAAAGAAGCGAUUGAUAAAUUGCUCAGGAAUCAAAGAGUUGUAAAUAACUAAUAAAGAAAGGCAAGAAUCAUAAAUGACUUAAAAUCAAAAUAAAUGUAAAAGAAAAAGUCGUUUAAUUCGAAUGAUUAGAAAUCAAUUGAUGAAUAAUUAGAGGAUGAAUUAACUAUUCGAACAGAUGAUUAUUCUGAUGAACUUAAGGACUAUUUCCUUUCAAUGUAAUCAUCUUAUAAUAUUAAGAAACCCAGAAAAAUAUCUGAUUAUAGCAAGUAAAGAUCUAACAAUAUUAAAAACAACAAAAUAUAAUUUCAACCAAGUUUUAAGUCCGACUAACUUCAUUACAUAAAUUAAGAAUCUCUUAAGUCUGGAAUAAAGCUAACUAAGAGCAUUUCUAACUUAAAGAAUCUAAAUAAUGCAUUUUAGCCAUAAAAACAGAAAGCUCAAUCACCAAAUAUAGUUGGCUUUUUCUCUACUAAGACAUCUUUUCUCAAUAAAUAAUAAAAAACAGAGAAAUAGCCUCAAUUAAAACAGAGUUUUUCCAAUGACUAGUUGGAAAGUAGAUAAGAAAAUUUACUUUAAGAAGAGACCAUUUUUUAAAGCUAAAAUGAUGAAAUUAUAUCAAAUUUCUCUGAUGAUAAUGAAAACGGUUUCAAUUUGAGGAAAACAAAAGUUUAAGAGUAAGAUUGGUUAAGACUUGAAAAUGAAAUACUUUAAAACUAGAAAUGCAUUUUUAUCAAAGAUAAUAAAGCUAAUAUCAAUUAAAAUCAUAGACAACAUCUUUAAAAGAAAGCUUAGAACUAUAACAGUAUGUGGUCAUUAAAGCAAAGCAGUCAAAAUAAACGUAUCAAUCAAUCCAAAGAAUCUUAAGACUAGCAUCAAAUUCGAAGAAACACCACUAACUAUCUUAGAAACAGUACAUAUAAUGUAGAUGAAAUAGAUAUUAAUAAAGUUUUUCUUGAUUCUCAAUUAACAGACCCAGAUCAAUUAGGAAUAAAUGGAAUGCAGAAAACUCAAGAUAAUGAGGAGAUCAAGGAAAAUAUAAUAGAUUUUACUGAUAAUAGGGAUGAUAUAAAUAAUGAAAAUAGUAUCAUGGAUUCAAAAUUAUAUUCAGAAGUAGCAUAUCAUUCUAGUAUUGAAGGCCAGACUGAACAAAAAGGUGUCUAGCAUUUUCAUAAAUUACAAACUAAGCUAACUAGUAGAUUCUAUGAUAAGGUUUAACAAAUUAACUAAAUUGAGAAUAAAAAUGAAGGUGAUGUAUAAAUCAGCAUUCAAUUUCAGCAAAAUCAAAAUGAUAAUUAAGUAACUGAUGAGAAUAGAUUAUAAACAGAAGAGUUAUGUGAAUUUGAUUAAGUUGAUGAAUAGCAAAAUAAUCAUAAUUAGUGA